AUGCAGCUCUGUCGGGGUCCCAGCAUCCACGACUACAUCGCCUCCAAGGGCGUGGUGAGCGAGGCGGAGGCGGCGCGGCUGAUGCGCGCAGUGAUGCGCGUGGUGGCGGAGUGCCACGCGCGCGGCGUGGUGCAUCGCGACGUGAAGGCCAGCAACUUCCUCUUCCUCUCCGCAUUCCCCGCCGACUCUCCCCUUGUCGCGAUAGACUUCGGCCUCGCCGCCUUCUGCCGCCCAGACGAGCGCCUGCGUGACGUGGCGGGCAGCCCGUGCUACGUGGCACCGGAGGUGCUGAAGCGGCAGUCGGGGCGCGGGUACGCGCACUCCGCGGACGUGUGGAGCGCGGGCGUGCUAUUCCACCUGCUCCUCUCCGCGCGCCUGCCCUUCGACGGCCCCAGCAUAGUGGACGUGUUCAGAGCCGUGGCGAGUGCGCCGUUGGACCUGGAAUCGCGGGCGCCAUGGGCGGGCGUGUCCGCGGAGGCCAAGCACCUGCUCGCCGCCAUGCUCUCCCGCGACCCUGACGCGCGCCCCACGGCGCAGCAAGUGCUCGGUGAGUUGAGAUCCCUGCGCGGUGCGGUGCAGUGCGGCGCAGCAAGUCCUCCUCUGUUACUCUCUCCCACCCCACUCCUCCCAGUGCCACUAGCCCGUUUCUAA
This is a messenger RNA of Closterium sp. Naga37s-1, 651 nucleotides long. Lineage: Eukaryota; Viridiplantae; Streptophyta; Zygnematophyceae; Desmidiales; Closteriaceae. The record is from the annotation of a GenBank genome assembly.